Molecule: messenger RNA, 1635 nt
Organism: Suillus subalutaceus
Lineage: Eukaryota; Fungi; Basidiomycota; Agaricomycetes; Boletales; Suillaceae
Exons: 18
Coding region: 1-1635 (544 amino acids)
Source: RefSeq, a predicted model, not a curated record
AUGGAUCCUGGGGAACAGAAAACCACGGCAGAAACCCUCUGUUAUGGACAGGCCUGGGUUACAUCAUAUUUUUGCGACGCAGUCUCACAAAUCAACCUACAGAUUGCAGUGGGAACAAGAGACAAAAUGGUUCAGGUUCUGACACUCAACGCAAGCUUGCAGCUCCAGUCCGUCUUCGCAGUGCAACUUGAAAAUACGGUACCCAAGUCUGUAGCAUUCACAGAUAACCAAGACAUCUAUGUCUUCAGGCUCUAUGAUGGCAACUUCAUGAAACUGAAGGAUGAAGAUGGUGGCAUAGUGCAGGAAAUUAGCUGCAAAUCAGUGUUUGGUCAUGCUGCAGUGCACUCAAAGCAGGGCGUUUUCAUCGUAGAUAAUGCGACAGACAGCUUUACAUUGUAUCGCCUUGAAGGCAAUGAUACAGACGCUGGCCUUGUGCAAACAAUAUCCAUGCGUGAUCUCCAUGGCUGCUGCACAAUUGCCAGCACUUCAACUGUGCUAGGGCAUGGGAAAACCACAAUCAAGAUAUGGGCAUACGAGUAUGCAGUACAGAAGGUAUCCAAGGCGCCUUCAGAGAAUUACUGGUCCCUGUUGUGCAUACUGAUGAUGCUGACACAACUACUGGCACUGCUAUCCAUGAGCGUAUUCCUCCUAGUAAACUAUAAAGAUAGCCUUUUGGACAGCGCAGUAAACCAUGUGCAUGGGUACAUGACUUUGGCAAUGAUGAUUAAUGUGGCCAACAACUUUUCACAACAUGUAAAAGUGGCCAUGAUGUUUGAUGAGUACGUCAAUAUCGAGAAGGAAAGUCCGACCAAAGGAUACAUCAAAAAUGAUAUCAGGAUGCUCCAGGAAUUAGCAGACAAGCUCAUUGAGUUAGCUCAAGAAGCGGUGGAGGGGAUGACAGUUGGCAAAAGCGGAGGAGUUGACAAGGGGUGGUCCAAAGGAUCGCAAUCAGCGAAGGGGAUGGAAUUGGUGAGGUGGAUGGUACUCCCAUGCAGGAGACACAACAGAUGGGAGAACAAUGAGCUCAAUGAGCUUGACAGUGUGAACCAAAGGAUCGCAGUCGGCAGCAAAAGUGGAGGAGUUGACAGGACAUUGGGUGGUGCAAAGGAUCGCAAUCAGCGAAAAGGAUGGAAUUGGCGAGGUAGAUGGUAUUCUCAUGCAGGAGACACGACAGUACAUACCGUCGUGCUCUGGGGAUGGGGGAUGAUGAGCUCAAUGAGCUCGACAGUACAAACCGUCGAGCUCGUAGUUGGCAGUGAUGAAGGCUCAAUGGGCAUGACUGCUCAACGGUCAACAUUCAUUGCUCCCCGGCUUGACAUUGAGGUUGCCGUGACCUUCCACGACCUUUUCCCAGGGCAUGACUUUAUUGACUAUGGGUUUAACAUUCUUUCCCUGGACUCCCAUACUAGGAGCCUUUGUUGCAUAUUGAUCAUAGGACUGCCUAUCGCAGAAAUAACUUGUAAACUGCACCGGCCGAUGAAGUUUAACAUCCUUGCCCUCGUCUUUCAUGGAACCGCCUAUCACAGAAACAACUUGGGCAGAAACUGCACCGAAGAAACAACUUGGGUGGAAACUGCACCAAAGGCACAAAAACUGCACCAAGAAGUUGUUCUGAUGUUUUCCUUUCUUACUUAA